Messenger RNA from Girardinichthys multiradiatus, 729 nucleotides. Its product is annotated as lysozyme C, milk isozyme. NCBI's taxonomy places the organism in Eukaryota, Metazoa, Chordata, Actinopteri, Cyprinodontiformes, Goodeidae. The coding region runs from base 26 to 637 and encodes 203 amino acids. The record is from RefSeq and is a predicted model, not a curated record. The transcript has 5 exons.
GUCAGAAAAGAUAGUUGCUGUCAAGAUGAAGGUACUUGUGCUUUUUGCUUUUGCUGUGCUGGGCUGCAGCCUGGCUGGAGCUCGACUUGUGUCCAAAUGUGAGCUGAAGCAGCACCUUGCGGUGGUUUUCAACUCCCUGCCGGACAACAUAAAGCAAUCAGGACUGAGUGGAGACAGAUUCUUGGCCAAGGUGGUCUGUCAUGUGGAGCAGCUUUCAGGCUUUAACACCAGUGCUGUGACUCAGCUGGGAAAACAGAGUCAGGAGUCGAGUGAGAGUGGAUCUGCAUCUAAUGAGGGGGGCAAGAGCACGCCCCCUAAUCGCAAACAACGGUCCCCGCAAAAACAGGGGGGAAUAAGCAAGAAGGACGAUAAAGAUACGACUCUUUACGGCCUUUUCCAACUCCCAGAAGGCCUGGUUUGCAGCGACAACAUCACAUUACCCAAUCUGUGUGGCAUCAGUUGCAACAAACUAACUGAUGAUGAUAUUUCUGAUGACAUCAGCUGUGUGGUGAAGCUCCUCACUGAUAUUGUCAAAAAUGGCUUUAUGACGGAGAACUCAAAGAAGGUUUGGAAUGUUGUCAAGCAACUCAUAGACGACAAGUGCAAGAAUCUUAAUCAGUACUUCGGUGAAUGCUGAAAACGUUGUAUCAUCUUUAAAUCUCAAUAGAAUGAUCAGUCUUCUUUCAUCACACUGCUCAGAAAUAUAAAUAAAUAAAACUAUGCAGCAUG